AUGGCAGACAGCGACGACUAUGGUGACGAAUUCGAUGACACCGAGUUUCUGUAUGCUGCAACCCAGGCCGAGCGCGAAAACACGCCUUCCGCAUUCCAGCCAUCACCCAGGCCUGCCAAGCGUCGCAAGGUCAACCAGACAGUAGAUGACAGGCCCAAGCCCAUUCCACGCCACCACAAUCAACAAAGUGCUCAACGACGACGACGAGGUCCCUUCAUAUCCUCAGACGACGACGACGACGACGACGACUCAGAUGCCAUUACCCGUUGCUCGCUUACCAGCUCUGGCUCAGAAAGUACUCAUGAUUCGCCACAUGUUCAAGAGAACCAUCGGGACGCACAGCAUGCCCGUCGUAAGCAGAGGACUGCGGCGAGGCGCAAGCAUGUCCUCGACUCCCCCAACCAACAGCAUUCGCCUGUGAAAGAGACGGUGGCGCAGAAGCGGAAAGAACGCAUCCAUGUGCCCACUACCCAUCUGGACAUGACCGACAUGUUCUACACCCAGCCGCCGCAAGAACACUCACCACCAUGGAAACCUCGAGGCGCAAUCUGGGCAAAAUCCAAGACCACGAUUGGGGUGCAUAAGCCCAACGAGCCUGCCAGGUGGACAGCACUCGAUGCUAUGAAAACCAUGUCGCUGCCCGGACGAAAUUCCUUGUCAUCACGGCCGCAACCUCAAGCACCGCCGUCUCCAGGCACAUUAAACUCACCUGUACAGACAGAGCCAUCUCCACAGCUGCCUUUGGUAAACGCAGCUACAAUACCUGAUGACUUCACCCUUGAGCUUGAAGACCUGCCGUCUGAUGCCUUUGCGUCCUCCUCGUCCUCAUCACCCCAGAAACAGCCUUCAGCUCGCAAACAAGUUGUGGCUCCUCAAGCAUCGCUACGACAAACCACACUCUUUGGGCGUGCAGCUGUCAAUGCAGACUUGCCGCCCUCACAGGCGAAAAAUCGUUACAGUUUUGUGCAAGACCAAAAAGAGGAGCCCCCAACGCACCACAAGUUGAAUCCCGUGGCGACCAGAACCUGGGUCUAUCCGACGAAUCUUGGCACCAUUCGAGACUAUCAGUUCAACAUCGUACAGAGGGGUUUAUUUAACAACCUGCUGGUGGCUCUGCCCACAGGUCUGGGAAAGACUUUUAUCGCCGCGACCAUCAUGCUCAAUUGGUAUCGCUGGACCGUCGACUCGCAGAUUGUAUUUGUGGCACCCACGAAACCGCUCGUAGCCCAACAAGUGCAAGCUUGUUUCAAAAUCGCAGGUAUUCCGCGCUCAGCUACAACUAUGCUAACAGGUAACGUGCAAACCGGGCUCAGAGCGGAGGAAUGGAAGGAAAAACGCGUGUUUUUCAUGACCCCUCAGACUCUUCAGAAUGAUCUAAAGUCGGGAUACGCCGACCCCAAGAAAAUCGUGCUGCUCGUAGUGGACGAAGCGCAUCGGGCCACGGGAGGCUACGCGUACGUUGAAAUCGUCAGUUUUCUGAGGCGGUUCAACGACAGUUUCCGCGUCUUGGCCCUGACAGCAACUCCUGGCGCCAAUGUGGAAGCCGUGCAAAAGGUCAUUGAUGGAUUGGACAUUUCAAGAGUGGAGAUCCGCACAGAAAACUCCAUGGACAUUUGCAGCUAUGUGCACCAACGCAGCGUCGAGAAGAAGGUCUUUCAAAAUAGUGAUGAGAUGGAAAUGUGUAUGGACCUCUACAGACAGGCCUUGCAACCCCUAGUAAACACCAUUUCAGGCCUCAACGCCUACUGGAGUAAAGAUCCAUGCGACUUGACACCCUAUGGUUGUCAGCAAGCCAAGUCAAAGUGGACUCUUGAAGCUGGUCGGCAUGCAAACCAAGGCGUGAAAUCUAUAGUUCACGCUGUAUUUGCGAUACUGUCCUCCAUCUCGCAGGGCAUGGAAUUGUUGAAAUAUCACGGCAUAGGCCCUUUUCACGUCAAGAUGAAGGACUUUCAAAAUGAAAGCCAAAAGUCCAAAUCCAAGUACAGGAAGCAAAUACUGGACAGCGAUGCUUGGAAAAAGCUCAUGAGUCGAUUGCAGGGGUGGAUGACUGACGAUAACUUUGUUGGACAUCCGAAAAUGGAAUAUCUCCAGGAAGCCAUCUUGGAACACUUUGCGAAUGCAGAAGACGGUCACAAUGCCAAUGGCGCAUCCAGUUCUCAAACGAGAGUAAUGGUCUUUGCCAAUUUCCGUGAUAGUACGGAUGAGAUUGCUCGUAUUCUAAAGAGGCACGAGCCGAUGAUCCGUCCUCGAGUGUUUGUUGGACAAGCUGCGGGCAAGAAUUCCGAGGGUAUGACGCAGAAGGAUCAGUUAGAUGUCAUUGAGAAGUUCAAGUCGGGCGUCUACAAUACCCUCAUAGCAACAUCAAUUGGCGAAGAAGGUCUGGAUAUCGGCGAGGUUGACUUGAUCAUCUGUUACGAUUCGAAAGCAUCUCCUAUUCGCAUGUUGCAGCGCAUGGGCCGUACUGGACGGAAACGCGAGGGCAAGAUCAUCAUGCUUCAGAUGAAUGGCAAGGAAGAGAAUGAUGCGAACAAAGCCAAGGACAGUUACGAGAAGAUGCAGGAGCUCAUUGCAAAGGGGUCGCAUUUCAACUUCCACGACGAUAAAUCGCGCCGAAUCUUACCACCGGAUGUGAAGCCGGUCGUGGAUCGGCGAGUAGUAGAAAUACCACCGGAGAACUCUCAAUAUGACUGGCUACCAGAGCCGAAGAAAGGGCGUCGAAGCAAGAAGCCUCCCAAAAAGUUUCAUAUGCCGGACAACGUCAUCACCGGGUUCGUUACGGCAGGCCGAAUGGGCGAGGAAUUAGUAUCGAAAGGCCGAGGAAAGAAGGUAGCGACACCAGUGUAUCCAAGCGAGGAGAUCAUCGAGGUACCAUCGCUAGAAUCUGUUGUAUUAGAUGAUGCAGGCCUGCUUGAUCUUGAGCGCCGGUACCAGACUGUGUUCGACGAUGAUGAUGCACCCAUGGUUGGCGCGCUGAAUCUUGGCCUUCAUCCCGAGCGCCAGCGGGCCUUGAUUUAUGCCAAUCACAACACCGGACCAGGGCGUGCAACCAGAGCCUUUGCUGCUACCAUGCAGCGUAUGCAUGAUGUGGAUAGCGACCGAGUGGAGAGUUUCAAGAAUAAUCUACACUACUCCGACUACGAAUCAGACAUCAGUCAUGACUAUCUUGUGUCUGAUGCGGAGCCAGCACCUGCUGAGAUGGACGAUGCUGAUGACCCUUGGGCUGAUGAUGAUCCUGCCUCACAAACUCUACCAACUAUCAAAGUAACAAAGGCUAAGCCAGGGCCGAAACCGAAACCGAAGACAAUGGCGAAAGAGACAGAUGAAUCAAGAAAAAAGGCAAAAGCCACACCCAAGACUCCAGCUGCGCGCGGUCGACCACGGAAAGAAGCGUUAGCAGUGGAGACACCAAUUCGCCAGUCGAAGGCGACCAGCGCAACACCCCACACAGCGACACCAAACUGGCGUGCUACUGGGUUGGCGCAAGAGGGUGAAGAGUCGUCUCCACCACCUACAGACCCCCGCUUCCACAUUGCCUCUCAGGCUGACACUGUUGGCUCUGACGAUACCCUAGGCGAGGAUGAGGUAGAAGACACGCAAGCGUAUCUGAUGGACUCUGAACUCGCCAGCUUCAUCGUCGAAGAUGGAGACGUGGAGGUUCCCGCAUCCAGUCUACCCAGUCUCGAUCUCCACGGAGUAGGUCAGGGCACGCAAGCUAUUGUCAAAGCAGCUCAGCCCAAGCGUACACCACGGCGCGAGAAGAUUUUCACCAGCGACGUUACGGACGACGAUGCGGUUGUGAGCAGUGACAGCGAUGAUGAGGUGUCGCUCGUCAAAUCGCGUGCUGGCACAAGCAAGAAAGCAGCCGUCAUUGUUGCAGACUCUGAUUCUGAGGGUGGCAGCGAGGAAGAGGAACGCGUUUUGCCCAGGAUACGGCAAAGGAGGGUGAUUGACGAUGAAGAAGAUGAUGAUUGA
Molecule: messenger RNA, 3972 nt
Organism: Plenodomus lingam JN3
Lineage: Eukaryota; Fungi; Ascomycota; Dothideomycetes; Pleosporales; Leptosphaeriaceae
Biological process (GO): interstrand cross-link repair; double-strand break repair via synthesis-dependent strand annealing
Molecular function (GO): four-way junction DNA binding; 3'-5' DNA helicase activity; hydrolase activity
Source: RefSeq, a predicted model, not a curated record